CUAUCAUUGUGUCUACAGGAGCAGCAAAACCUCGCUUACAUUUCAUAACCCAACCCGUGUUGUUUCACACAGAAACCACCACGAUAUUCGUCAGGGCAGGACUGCUGAAUUAUGAUGCAAUGCUGUGCCGGACCCUCUCUCUCAUGCUCUAGUUACCACCACUUCUCCUGCCGCUGCUAGUGGUUUGGCUGCCUCUCUCCUUAAAAGAAAAAAGUAGAAAUCGCAAUCCACAUCAGCUGUUGUCUAGUCACAUAUGGUGCAUCGUUUGCAUUCCCGAGCCUGCAUCCCCUCCACUCCGCCUGUGGCACUCUUUGGAUUCAUAACCACAGGAUAUUAAUAAGUGUUGUUUUCUAGUUUUCCCUGGAUCGGGUGGGCUAAAGGCAAUUUUUCCUCCCCACUGCCACACGGGUGGUGGCGGGACAUCGUAGGCCAUGGAGCCCAAUAUGGAGUACUGUCUAACACAGGUGCUACAGAAAGAUGUGGCCCGCAGGUUGCAAAUGGGUCCAGAGCUCAUCGACUACAUCAUAGACGCAGACAAGUGUCAAGACCUGGAAAGUGACCAGACUGCACUAGACAAAAUGGUGGAUGGUAUCGCCACCUCCUGGGUAAACUCCAGCCACUUCAAGUUGGCUUUGUUGGGAAUUGACAUUCUAUCUGCCUUAGUAACAAGAUUACAGGACCGAUUUCGGCCCCAAGUUGGUACAGUUUUGCCCAGCUUGAUAGAUCGGUUAGGUGAUGCCAAAGAUCAAGUCAGAGAGCAAGAUCAAACCCUGCUGCUGAAGAUCAUGGAGCAGUCAGCUUCGCCUCAGUACAUAUGGGACAGAAUGCUGGGGGGUUUCAAACACAAAAACAACAGGACCAGAGAGGGAGUCUGUCUCUGUCUCAUCGCAACUCUAAACACAUAUGGUGCCCAAGGCUUAACCCUGAGCAAAAUUGUACCACAUAUAUGUAAUCUACUUGGAGACCCCACGAGUCAGGUUCGGGAUGCGGCCAUGAACUGCCUUGUGGAAAUAUACAGGCAUGUUGGAGAGAAGGUUAGGGUUGACCUUAGCAAAAAAGGACUGCCGCAAUCAAGAUUGAAUGUAAUUUUCAGCAAAUUUGAUGAAGUCCAAAGAUCCGGGAACAUGAUCCCCUCCUCUGGUUCAGAUAAGAACUUUGACGACGAGGAAUCUGUGGAUGGAGGCAGGUCCUCCUCCUCUUGCUCCUCUAAGGGCUUCUCCAACAGUAAGAGAGUGAGUAGCAUGGGUUCAAUGAGAAGACCCAGUUCUGCCUCUGGAUCCAGGGUUGCAGGGAAGGAUGGAGUCAGUGCUGGAGCUGUGGAUGAGGAGGAUUUCAUUAAGGCUUUUGAAGAUGCACCUGCAGUUCAGAUAUAUUCUAGUAAGGAGUUGGAGGACUCGAUGAACAAGAUCCGUGAAGUACUAUCAGAUGAGAAGACAGACUGGGAACACAGAGUCACCGCUCUGAAGAAAGUGCGGUCGCUGGUUCUGGCUGGUGCAACCAAUUACGAGGGUUUCCUUCAACAUCUCCGGCUUUUAGAAGGUGCCUUAAAGCUCUCGGCUAAAGAUCUUCGUUCCCAAGUGGUUCGAGAGGCCUGUAUCACGUUAGGGCAUCUGUCCUUAGUGCUGGGGAAUAAAUUUGACCACGGAGCCGAAAGCAUCAUGCCUACGCUGCUCAACUUGGUGCCCAACAGUGCCAAAAUUAUGGCCACAUCAGGAGUAGUAGCCAUCCGCCUCAUCCUGAGACAUACACAUUUCCCACGCCUUAUCCCGAUCAUCACCAGUAACUGCACAUCCAAAUCCGUGGCUGUUCGAAGACGGUGUUAUGAGUUUUUGGACCUGUUAUUGCAAGAAUGGCAGAUGCACACUCUAGAGAGGCAUGUGGCGGUUCUCACUGAGACCAUCAAGAAGGGGAUCCAUGAUGCCGACUCAGAAGCCAGAUCUGUGGCCAGAAAGUGUUACUGGGGAUUCCAUGGCCAUUACAGUCGGGAGGCGGAGCACCUAUUUCAGGCAUUGGAGUCAACAUAUCAGAAGGCCCUUCAGUCUCACCUGAAGAGUUCUGAUAGUGUAGUGUCUCUACCACAGUCGGACCGCUCCUCAUCAAGCUCGCAGGAGAGUCUCAAUCGGCCGCUGUCGGUGAAGAGUGUCAUUGGAGCCCCUGUUACAAGAAGUAAAGUGAUCGGCUCUAGGGUGUCCUCCACACCCAGCACCCUCCAGCGUUCCCGCAGCGACGUAGACGUGAACGCCGCCGCCAGUGCCAAAUCCCGCAUGUCCACCGCAACCUCCCCAUCUCCCUUCAGCUCUGCAGCGGCCCUGCCUCCAGGCUCCUACGCCUCUCUGGACGGUGCACCUGGUAAAAUAGAUGGUCGUGUGCGCACCAGGAGGCAGAGCUCAGGCAGUACGGUCAGCACCAGCAGUACUGUGACAGACAGCCGUGGUCGAAGCAGAGCUAAAGUAGUGUCUCAGUCCCAGCGAUCCAGAUCAGCUAACCCCACUAGUGCCGGCAGCCGGUCCAGCUCUCCAGGAAAGCUCUUGGGGCACACAUACGGCAGAAUUCCUAGGGCCACCGCCCCAACAACACCCUCAGAAAAGUAUGCAAGGGUCCCACGAAGUCAGGGCUGCAGCCGUGAGACCAGUCCCAAUAGAAUGGGCCUAGCCAGGCUGUGUGGUAAAGCUCUUCUCCCUGCCACUUCUCCCUAUCGCACGCUAGCCCGGAGCAGUCGCAUCCCCCGCCCCAGCAUGAGUCAGGGGUGCAGCCGUGACACCAGUCGCGAGAGCAGCCGUGACACAAGCCCUGCUCGGGGCUUCACUCCUCUUGCUUCCCGACGUCACUCUCGCUCUACCAGCGCGCUGUCCACGGCCGAACCCGUGGGCCAGUCAGAUCGGUUUGGUCUGAUUCAUCAGGCCCGCAUUUCUGCAUCUGUCAAUGCUAUGAGGGUGCUGAACACUGGGACAGAAGUGGAAGCAGCAGUGGCUGAUGCCUUGCUGUUAGGAGACUCCAGGAAUAAGCGCAAGCCAUUGAGACGGAGGUACGAGUCAGAUGAUGAUGCCAACAGUGAUGCCUCCAGUGCCUGCUCAGAGCGUUCCUAUAGCUCCCGAAACGGAGGCAUUCCUCACUACCUGCGGCAGACAGAGGAUGUGGCAGAGGUGCUGAACCACUGUGCCAGCUCCAACUGGUCAGAAAGGAAGGAGGGCCUGCUGGGUUUGCAGAACCUGCUGAAGAGCCAGCGCAUUCUCAGCCGAGUGGAGCUUAAAAGGCUGUGUGAGAUCUUCACCAGGAUGUUUGCAGAUCCUCACAGCAAGGUAUUUAGCAUGUUCUUGGAGACUCUGGUGGACUUUAUCACUGUGCACAGAGAAGAUCUUCAAGACUGGCUCUUUGUACUGCUCACUCAACUACUGAAGAAGAUGGGAGCUGACCUCUUGGGCUCAGUACAAACUAAAGUCCAAAAGGCUCUGGACAUCACACGGGAGUCUUUUCCUUUUGACCAACAGUUUAACAUCCUGAUGAGAUUCAUUGUUGAUCAGACUCAAACCCCCAAUCUUAAGGUGAAGGUGGCCAUCCUGAAAUACAUUGAGUCCCUGGCACGGCACAUGGACCCAGCAGACUUUGUGAAUUCAAGUGAGACCAGAUUAGCCGUGUCCCGCAUUAUAACCUGGACCACAGAACCCAAAAGCUCAGAUGUUAGAAGGACCCUUCAUAACUGGGCAAGUGAGGAGUUUUCAGCCAGGCCCAGCACUACAGCUCUACUUCCAGGAGAGGGUCACCUGGAGGAGAGGUGCAAGCAGGCUGCUCAGGUGGUGCUGAUCUCACUCUUUGAGCUGAACACGCCUGAGUUCACCAUGCUGCUGGGCGCUCUGCCAAAAACAUUCCAGGAUGGAGCCACCAAGCUCCUGCACAAUCAUCUGAAGAACUCAAGCAACACUAGCAGUGUGAGUUCUCCGAGCAAUACAAUGGGCCGCACACCACCCCGGCACCCCACCAGCAGGACCAGCCCCCUCACCUCUCCCACGAACUGCUCACAUAGUGGGCUGUCACCCAGUCGGUUAUGGGGUUGGAGUGUCGAUGGGCUUUUAAAGCAUCCCCCUCCCCCUCCUCCUCCUCCUUCAUCUCACUCCUCUAUUCCUGCUGGCCCCUCCCUCAGGGCCUUCCGCUGCGCCCUGUCAACAAGUAUGCUGGAGUAUGACACAGAGAACAUGAACUCUGACGAGAUCUUUAGCUCGCUGCGUGGUGUCACAGAGGCCAUACAGAGCUUCAGUUACCGCAGCCAAGAGGACCUGAAUGAGCCAAUCAGACGUGAUGGCAAGAAGGAUGAUGCUGGUGGAAGGGAAGGGGCAUCUCCGGGGUCUGAUGCCAGACUGGGAUUGGAUGUAACGGAAGGGGGUCGAACCGCCUUGGAUAACAAGACGUCUUUGCUCAACACACCAUCUCCCCGAUCUUUUGCUGUGCCACGGUCACGUGAGUUUGCCCCCUAUGGCUACGGAGACACAAUCACGGCCUAUGAUAAAAGCGCACUGAAAGAGGCCGUCUUUGAUGACGACGUGGAACAGUUCCGUGACUGCCGUCGACAAGACUGUGGUGAGAACAAGAUGGUGCUGACUAAGGGUUUUACUCCUGACCUGGUGGCAGACCUACUUAAGGAGCUGUCCAAUCACAACGAGCGAGUAGAGGAGAGGAAGGGAGCUCUAAUCGAGCUGCUGAAGAUUGCACGUGAGGACAGCCUGGCUGUGUGGGACGAACAUUUCAAAACCAUCCUAUUGCUGCUAUUGGAGACACUCGGGGACAAAGAUCACACCAUCCGAGCACUAGCUUUACGGGUUCUGAAGGAGAUACUAAGAAACCAACCAGCACGCUUCAAGAACUAUGCAGAACUCACCAUCAUGAAAACACUAGAAGCCCACAAGGACUCUCAUAAGGAGGUGGUAAGGGCGGCUGAAGAGGCUGCCUCUACGCUGGCCGGGUCCAUUCACCCAGAGCAAUGCAUCAAGGUGCUGUGUCCUAUCGUACAGACUGCAGACUACCCCAUCAACCUGGCUGCUAUUAAGAUGCAGAGCAAAGUCGUUGAGCGCAUUUCCAAAGAGUCUCUGCAUCAAUUGCUGCCAGACAUCAUCCCUGGCCUCUUACAAGGCUAUGACAACACUGAAAGUAGCGUUCGCAAGGCCAGUGUGUUCUGUCUAGUGGCCAUCUACUCUGUGAUUGGUGAGGAGCUGAAGACCCAUUUGGCACAGCUCACGGGCAGCAAGAUGAAGUUGCUAAAUCUGUACAUUAAGAGAGCCCAGACGACCAACAGCAACAGCAGCAGUUCUUCAGAUGUGUCUUCUCACAGCUAGCCGGAUAGACUCUAAUCCGUUCCCUACACCUGUGUUUGGAUACAGUUGUGCCUCCUCCAAACAUCCUUUUUAUUGCUUUAUCCCAAUCUUGCUGGAUUUUCCCAGGAGACACGCAUUGCUCACCGCAAUCAACUUUCUUUUCAUCCAGCUCCAGGAAACCUCUUUGUUAAUCUCUCAUAUGUCAUUCCAUCUGUGAAACAUUGAAUGUAAAGGGGUUUGGAUGGAGGGAAACAAAAUGCAUGCUGACGUUUUGAUAGGGAACAGAUCUUCCAUGAUUGGCAAUGCUUCCUUAAUUGGAGCAAACAGGCAUUCUUCAACUUCUGAAGAGGUGAUUUAAAAGUAAUAACUUAUUAAUGUUACAGUGGUGUUACAGGCUCAAUUCACUUGUUUGGAUUUUAAAUGGGCACAGUUGGGUUAGCUAAUGCAUCAUUUGUAUCUCAGUUAAUGCUAGUGGAGCAUUUGGCUGGCCAAGUGAUACAUGUAAAGAAAAGAGGAAAAUUCGAAGUAAUUUGUAGGUUUGGCUACAAUGACAACCAAAAAAUGUAGGACUAAAUGAAUAGCAUUCUUGUAUAUAUUUUUCUUUCUUGUACAAGCAAGCUGACAUGGGACCGCAAUAUCACACCCACAAUGUUGAAAAUGUCGGAUAUUGUUUGUGGGGUUUUUUUUCAAAGUCUUUAAUAAGGCAAUUGUAACACCUUUGCAUUAAGUUAAUUCGCAUGCGUGAUUAUGUGUUAAAAAUGUGACACAAAAAGGCCUCACUUCGGAACACAAGGACAAACUUCUGAAUGUAGAUUCUUUUUUCUUGUUCUUUUGAAAAAGUGAUGGGUUUUGUGAGUAAAUUAUAAAGAGCCACUACAAACAAGGUCAUUUUUAAAAGUUCUCAAAUGCUUGUCACUUCUAUGGAAAGGAGUUCAUCCUCAAACAAUGAAUGAAACCCAUUUACAGUCUAUGUUCUAGGAGCAAGAAGAUUGUGAUGGAAAAUUCAAAACUGCUAUGCCUUACGUUCAUAUUUUCUGUGUUGAAAGACUGUUAAGAUAUAAAUGUCCACAGGCAUUCUCACUACAAAGUUAAAGGAUGAGACCGCAAGUUCACCACAUGUCUUUGACACUAAUGAAAACCCUCUAUUCUGUCUGUAAAAGUAGAGGCGAUCCUUUCUCCAAGUGGUCUGGGCUCUAUUUUUCCUUGUUCAUCUGCAGAAUUUUGCAGUGCUGGGAGUUUAGUAUUUUGUACAUACAUUUUAAUCAUUGCUUCUCACUCCCCCACUGAAAGAAAAUAAGGUAAAAAUGGUGUUGCACUCUUUUGCACGUGAACAAAUACCCUGCAUGUUUCGAUGACAUAACCAUCCUGUGCUGACCUAGGUUUGGCUGUUUGAGAAAACAUGCCACCUCUGCAGACUGGUUGGUCUGUAAAUACAGUAUUAUUAUCGUUAUUAUUAAUAUUUUGCCCAAGUGGGGAAGCAAGCAAGUCCAAAACUGAAAUGGGAGCUGACCAAAAUGUCUGUUUGUCCUCAGACUGUGAAACCAGACCAUAUUCGAAAUUAAGGACAGACAUUGAAAGCACCCUACUCUCAUUUAGUGUUAUAUUCUGGGGCAUGUGGCUUUUAUAGGUAUGCAUAGUGUGUGCAUACCCUUUAAUGCAGCAUUUCUUUCUAAUAAUUUUUAACUGAUUCAGACCAUCAUUUUGGUUUAAACUGGGGCUACUCUCAAGGAAAAAGCCAGUCGUGAGGUUCAGCAGUGCGAGUAUUAAUUUAAAAGCUCUCUGAGUUUCCUGAAAUGUUGACACGGUAUUCCAUCAGAUUGUUUACUAAGCAUGAUAUAUUUUAAGUUUUGUCAUUGGACACUGAUUCACUCUUGUAUUUAUACAUUUAUGUUAUUUUCUUCACUGUCCCAAUGUACUUUUUUUUUUCAAAGGCUUGUAAUAGAUUUACAACAACUCAAGUUAGCCCUAGAAAUAAAACAACCAGAAACAAUUAUUUAUUUUUUUCAUCCCUGAAAUGCUGAAAAUGAGUUUGUAAUUUUGUUGUGUAGCUAUUCAAUAUGUUAUAACUCUGGUAUGCAUUACAAUUCAUGCACCAAUACAUUUAUAAACAUAUGUGACACUGUGUACUUAGUCCAGUGCUGUAAAUAUUAACAAAGUGGGGCUUUUGUAAGUCCCUGUGACAGUGAUGCCAAGGCUUUCCGUCAAUACAGAUGUAAAUACACAGUAUCAGUCAAACCGUUUGAAUACAUUUAUUUUGUAGUAUUAUUUUUACCACAUUGUAGAAUAACAAUAAGGUCAUAACAUUUAUGAAAUAACACAAAUGGAAGUAUUGGAAUUAAGUAAUUAGCAAAAUAAAUCAAAACUCAAGGUUAAACCAAAACUCUUAUAUUUAAGUUUCUUGAAAGUAUUUCAAAUGUAAAACCAUUCUCUUAACCAAAUCCAAGAGGUGCCUAGCACCAGCCUUCUCAAUGAGACACGGCCAUUAUUGGUCAUUCAGUGUUGCACUGAAAAAGACUAACGAUAAAGAGUAUGAGAUUUAGUUACCAAAAUGUCAAAUGUUUUCAUCUGUUUAGCUGUUACUUACAAUAGUUAAAGAUUAAACAUUUGCUCAGGUCUUGUCCCAGGUACACUCAUAUUGCCAACAGCUAUGUCUGUAGGCACUGUUGAGCUCAUUAAUAUUAAUCAAGUUGUCUGCAUUCGCCUGAACUGAUUUGCUGAAAUAGCACUGUGACAUGUGAGUGCAAGCCAAUGGGAUUACCACUUUUGAGUUAGUUCCGCCCACCGCCAAAGCAACCAGCUAGCAGAGGCUUCUUUGGGGGGGGGGGGGUAUGUUUAGUUAUUUCUAAAAGUAAGGGAGGUAUGUCCCUCUUAGUUAUAAUGGUUCCUACACCCCUAAAUGGAAGUGAAUAGUUCAAAACAUUAAAUUACUGUUUC
Molecule: messenger RNA, 8237 nt
Organism: Xyrauchen texanus (razorback sucker)
Lineage: Eukaryota; Metazoa; Chordata; Actinopteri; Cypriniformes; Catostomidae
Gene: clasp1a
Product: cytoplasmic linker associated protein 1a
Exons: 44
Coding region: 432-5324 (1630 amino acids)
Biological process (GO): mitotic spindle assembly
Cellular component (GO): spindle microtubule; microtubule organizing center; cytoplasmic microtubule
Molecular function (GO): microtubule binding; kinetochore binding
Source: RefSeq, a predicted model, not a curated record